GGCUUCUGAACUUGUUUUCCUCGCUAGCUCGUAGGACGGUCUUUAGUCGGGAACGUUUUCAGUGCUUCCCCGCCGUUGGGGCUCUGUGGAUGGUGGAUGUUACGCUUGGGUCGGUGUUCCCCCUCUCUGAGUCUCUUGCUUUAUGUACAGUUACUCUAAGCUUUCUACAGCUGCAACAGUGAGCUCACGUAAAAAUAAAAUGUCCCAGACCAAGUUAUGGGAAAUCGAAGGUCAAACACGUUCUCUGCUUUGGCAGGAGGGAGGCCCAGGUUAUAACGCCUUUUAUCGUGCCCCGGCGGUGUGCCUUACCUAGGUCAUUUAUUCACACUGGUGAGCAGGACAGAGUUGUUAAAAGCAGCUGCAUCAGGAUAUGUAACAUUCUUGGAGGAGGGGACACAGGUUCGAGCCCUGGUCUGGGAAGAUCCCACAUGGCGCGGAGUGACUGGGCCCGUGAGCCACAACUACUGAGCCUGCGCGUCUGGAGCGCAACAAGAGAGGCCACGAUGGGCUUUGGAGUCACUUGCUAGGAGGCUUCUCUCCCCGCCCCCCAGGCCGCCAUGGCUGCUCGGCUGGUGAAGCGAUGCACGUGCCUCCUGAGGGACGCCACCCGUCUGGCCCCUGCCGUGUCCCCGGUUGGCCAGCUCAGACUCGCCCGGGGAGCCCAGAAGCUUCUGACUUCCUCGGCUACCUCAUCCAGCUCCCGCCUCCCAGGUCCUUUGUCAGAGCUUGUGGAGAAGGAACAGGUGUUUACUCCCUACCCUGAGCGCCAGGAGGUGGACCAGCUCAUCGAGAAGGCCACCAGGCCAGAGGAGCUCCUGGAGCUUCUGGGUGGCGGUCACUGUCUGCACCAGAACCACGCCGCCCUCACGCUCAUCCAGCUCUCUCGCCUGCUGUCUGAGAAGCCGAAAGACAAAGCCUUGCUUAUACAGGAUGCCCGCUUUCAGCAACUUCUCCAUCUUGUCAACAGCCAGAUAACUGCAGUCUGGCAUGGGACCCUCGUGAAGCUGCUCCGGAGCCUCUAUGCACUGGGACUUCCCGCCACCUCCAAGGAGCUGCGAUCGGUGGAGCAGGAGGUACGCUGGCGCAUGCGCAGGCUGAAGUACAAGCACCUGGCCUUCCUGGCCGAGUCCAGCGCCACCUACAUGCAGGAGCAGGGCUCCCGGGAGCUGCUGGCUGAGCUGCUUGUGCACCUGGAGCGGCGCUGGGCAGAAAUCGAUGACAGCCGCAUGGUGGUGGCCAUGAUGAUGAAGACGGGGCUCCUCUCCGAGUCUCUGAUGACCCGCCUGGAGGACAAGUGCCUGGAGCUGGUGGAGCAGUUUGGCCCUGAGGAGCUGCGGAAGGUGCUGGUGACAUUGGCAGCUCAGAAGCGGCGGUCGGUGCCCUUGCUGCGGGCCAUCUCUUACCACCUGGUCCAGAAGCCCUUCCCCCUGACGAAAGGCAUCCUCCUGGACCUGGCCUACGCCUAUGGCAAACUCGGCUUCCACCAGACGCAGGUGUUCCAGCGCUUGGCUGCAGACCUGUUGCCCCACACUCCUAGCCUGACGUCCAGCGAGGUGGCCCGCUGCACCAAGUCCUUUGCCUUCCUUAAGUGGCUCAAUCUGCCCCUGUUUGAGGCCUUUGCCCAGCACGUCCUGGACAGAGCCCAGAGCGUCACUCUGCCACACCUGUACAACAUGCUCCUGGCUUUCGCCCGUGUGAACUUCCACCCAGAACGGGAGGACCUGUUCUUCAGCCUGGUGCAUGAGAAGCUGGGGUCAGAGCUGGCAGGCCUGGAACCAGCCGGGCAGGUGGACGUGGUGUGGGCCCUGUGUGUGCUGCAGCAGGCGCUGGAGGCCGAGCUGCAAGCUGUGCUCCACCCUGAGUUUCACACCCAGUUUCUAGGUGGCGAGUCCCCAAAGGAUCAAAGCACCUUCCAGAAGCUGCUCCAUAUCAAUGCCACUGCCCAGCUGGAGCACCCCGAGUACACGGGCCCCCUUUUGCCAGCCUCAGCCUUGGUCCCCAGGCCCUCGGCCCUUGACAGGAAGGUGACCCCCUUGCAGAAGGAGCUGCAGGAGACGCUGAAGGGGCUGCUGGGGAGUGCCGACAAGGGCAGCUUCAUGGUGGCCACGCAGUAUGGCUGGGUUCUGGAUGCUGAGGUGCUGCUGGACACCGACAGCCAGCUCCUGCCCCUGAGGGCCUUUGUGGCCCCUCAUCUCUCCCUGCCCUCUGGCAGCCAGCCACUACCCCCGGGGGCCAAGAGGCUGGCCUUCCUGCGCUGGGAGUUCCCCAACUUCAACAGCCGAAGCAAAGACUUACUGGGGCGCUUCGUGAUGGCCCGGCGCCACCUGCUGGCCGCCGGCUUCCUGCUGGUCGAUGUCCCAUACUAUGAGUGGCUGGAACUCAAGUCUGAAUGGCAGAAGAGCGCCUACCUCAAGGACAAGAUGCGCAAAGCAGUGGCGGAGGAGCUGGCCAAGUAACCUGUCCCGUAGCAAGGACUCUGUGCCCAGGGGGCCAGACUCCCCUGGAGGCCUAGCCACGAGCAGUGGGUGGGCCAGAGGUGGCACGCUCGAGGACAAACCUCAGUGCGGGACCUUGGCCGGAAGUGGGCUGGUGGCCAGCAUCUCUGAGUGGCAGGUCGUUCUUUCAUGGGUAAUAAAUCUUUAAUCAGC
Messenger RNA from Balaenoptera acutorostrata (minke whale), 2648 nucleotides. It is a transcript of the gene FASTKD4, whose product is annotated as transforming growth factor beta regulator 4. Gene Ontology annotation, cellular component: ribonucleoprotein granule; mitochondrial matrix. The record is from RefSeq and is a predicted model, not a curated record. Gene Ontology annotation, biological process: mitochondrial RNA processing; regulation of mitochondrial mRNA stability. The coding region runs from base 558 to 2456 and encodes 632 amino acids. Gene Ontology annotation, molecular function: RNA binding. The transcript is spliced from 12 exons. NCBI's taxonomy places the organism in Eukaryota, Metazoa, Chordata, Mammalia, Artiodactyla, Balaenopteridae.